GGUCAUAUGCUGUCCAUGUGUGCUGUCACAUAUGCACAAUAAAUGUACAUUCAUGUGUACUACAUGAUUAACCCUGAGCCUUUGAGUGUGUAUGUGUGACACAAUACAUGUACACCAAUGUGUGUACACAACAAUGCACAUCUGUGUCCUUAGCAUGCAGUUCUCGUGUUGGCACUCCAUGUGUGUCAGCACUGCACACACGUCCAUAGCAUGUGCCUGAUGUCAGUACCACGUGUGUGCCCCACUAAAAAUGUGUGUCCUCAUAGUGUGCCCCAUGUCUGUGUGAGUGUCACUGUGUCCCCAAAGGUCCCUGCUGCUGUCCCCAGUGGGGAUGGCAGGGGAAAGCACAGCGGGGACAGAGUGUGGUACCCAAAGCGUGUGGUGACAGCUGGCUGGACGUGUUGGGGACUGCAUGUGACAUCUCAUGUGGGACAUCCCAUUGCAGCACGUGUCCUGUGUUUGGCAUGCCAUGGGGCACACCUUGCAAGGCCACGUGUUGGCAUCCCACUGGGGACAGCGUGUGACACCCAACCUACAAUCUGCAAAGGGCAACCCAACGGGGACUUUCUGCAUUGCUCCAUGUGUAACACAUUAUUGGGGAUCCCAUGGUGCCACCACCCUUUUGAGCACCACAGGUGCCGCAUGAGGAGGUGACAUCACAGCAUCCUGUCCCCAAGAGGAACUGACAUCAGCUCUCCAGCUGCUUCCUGUGCCCCACUGCAGUCUCGCUGUCCCCAGGCUGAUCCUGCCUCAUGGCAACCAAUGGCGCUGGCCCUCAUCCUGGGUGAGUGACAAUGGGGACAUGGUGCCAUGGGGGUGGGUGGCCCUGUGUGAGACCAGGACCAUGUCUCUUGCAGGUUGGUGUCUGGUGGCAGUGAGCAGGGCACAGCUCCUGCCCCGACCCUCCCUGUCGCUGCAUCCCAGCCAGGGGGUGUCCGUGGGGGACACUGUCACCCUGCGGUGCAACCUGUCCCGGCUGGCUGCCUGGGUCUGGCUGUACCACGUGGGAGGUUGGACACUCAACAAGUACAAGGACAAGGAGCAGGACGUGGUUGAGUUCUCCUUUGUUAGCACAAGUCGGGAACAUGCGGGGAGAUAUCAGUGCCAGUACCGGGUGCCUGAGUCAGUGGAGAUAUCAGAGAAAAGUGACCCCGUGGAGCUGGUGGUGACAGUGCUGUCCCCUCCCCUCAUGCAGAUCCCAGCUUCCCACCACCCAGCAUCUCCCUUCGCCCUGAGGAACAUGUGGGGACAGGGACCAAUGUCACCAUCCGCUGCUGGAACAAGGACUAUGGGUCCAACUUCCUCCUGCACAAGGAUGAGUGCUCAGCUCCUGUCCUGCGCCAGGAGCCUGAUGGUGGGGGCACAGCCACCUGAUCACCAGACCCCACAGGUGCUACAUUUACUUCCCAUGGGAACCUGGUGGUGUUGGUGGCUGGGGGCUGCACUGCUGCCUUUGUAUUCAUCCUCAUCCUUGUCAUCUCCUUCCUACUCGCUGCCCGCAGACGUCGCAUACGGAGAGAUGAGAGCCCUGGUGCCUCCACAAAAAAUCCUGAGGCCAUGGAGAUCCAAGUGCCCCCUGGUGACAGCGAGGGUCUGACCUACAUCGAGCUGCAAGCUGUGACCCCCAGCAUGCAGCACCCAACCCCCCCUGCUGCCCCCCAACCCUCUGUUAUCUACGCCGAGGUGGCCACUGGGGGGCACCACUGAUGCCUCCGAAUCUGUGUGCACAAACACGUGUGUGUUGGCUGUACACAUGUACUUCAAGUGUGCACAGUGCAGGUGAGUUGGGUGUGCUCACCAUCACGCGUGCACUGCAUGCAUGUAUCUCUGCAUGUGUUCAAAUGUAUUACAACUCUGUACAGUGUCACAUAUGCUCAAUAGAUGUACACAUCUGUACUAUGUGCUUAACUCUGUGCCUCCAUGUGUGUACGUGUGACAUCAUACAUGUACACUGAAAUGUAUACACAAUAAUACACACGUGUGUCAUUACCAUGUGCCUCGUGUCUGCCCCAUAUGUGUCCCCAUAGCAAACACCAAGGACACACGUGUGCUCCCCAUGGCACAUCUUCAUCGCUCCAACCCAAACCAGCACCCAUCCCACAACACUUUUGGGACAGGAUUCCCAUUUCUGGAGGAUUUUUUUCCCACACUUCUGGAGGAGAAUUCCCUUUCUGAAGGGUUUAUCCUGCUUUUUGGGGGAGAAUUCCUCUUUCUGCAAGGCUUUACCCUUGUAUUGUAUACACUUGAUUUGUAUUGUUGUAUUUGUUGUAUUGUAUACCCUUGUUUACCCUUGUACUGUAUACCCCUGUAUGUAUACCCCUGUAUUUCUGGAGAGUUUGAUUCUAUCUUCUGGGGACAAUUCCCAAUUCUGGAGGCUGUAUUUAUUAAAAAUUU
Numida meleagris (helmeted guineafowl) is the source of this 2394-nucleotide messenger RNA. Its product is annotated as leukocyte immunoglobulin-like receptor subfamily A member 6. Lineage: Eukaryota; Metazoa; Chordata; Aves; Galliformes; Numididae. The transcript has 5 exons. The record is from RefSeq and is a predicted model, not a curated record. The coding region runs from base 803 to 1597 and encodes 264 amino acids.